This is a messenger RNA of Zootoca vivipara (common lizard), 12948 nucleotides long. It is a transcript of the gene LRP6, whose product is annotated as LDL receptor related protein 6. NCBI's taxonomy places the organism in Eukaryota, Metazoa, Chordata, Lepidosauria, Squamata, Lacertidae. Gene Ontology annotation, molecular function: Wnt-protein binding; Wnt receptor activity. Gene Ontology annotation, biological process: nervous system development; canonical Wnt signaling pathway. The record is from RefSeq and is a predicted model, not a curated record.
CCGCUCUUUGUGCUGCUCUCGGUGCGCAGUCUCUGUCCCCGAAAGUAGUUCCGACAUUUCUCAGGUCCAGAGUGUGAGAUUAUGCAGCCGAGGACCUGAUUACUUUAUUUGAGGCGAGAGCGAGCGCGGCGGCCCAAGGAGUCCCUCAGGAAUGCGACUGCCUUUCCCGGGGGAGGGGUCGCAAGCCCUGAGCGCGGCGGCCUUCGAGGAGUCUCUCCUGACUCCGAGCAGAAAAGGGGGAAAGAAACCCCUGGAAGAGGAAGUGUGGUUUUUCGUAUGUUCAUACAGUGUGUGUGGUACUCCAUAGUUGCCCUAGGUGGAGGCAGGAGGAGGAGGGAUCUUUUCUCUCUUUGCAUUCGGGAAUCCAGGAGGAGAAGAAGAGGGAGGAGGCUGAGAAAGGGGGAUGUGCUCCUGCGCUUUUCCUUUCUCUCAGCUUUCCAAAGAGGAGGAGGAGGAGGAGGAAGAAGAAGAAGAAGAAGAAGAAGAAGAAGAAGAAGAGGUUGCCUGAGGAGGAAGGAGUUGGGAAGGCGAGGAGAACUGCCUGAAGAGCAGCAGCCUUUGGGCUUGGGAGGAGGUGGCUGAGGCAGCAGGCAUGGAGCAUCGAGGGUUUCUCCCCGCUCUCCUCUUCCUCCUUCUUUCCCGGGCGAAGAGCUGAGGGCGAAGCAGCUCUUUAAAAGAAACAAAGAGGGCGAGAUUUGUGGCAGCCUUUCGCGGGCGGCGGCGGCGGCGGCGUUGUUUCCUUUUGUGGCGGCUUCCCUUGCUUCCUGCCUCUCUCCCCUCACACCCCGAAAGUAUGAGAGGGCGGCCGAGGUGCUGCUGCUCCCGCUCUCCGUCGCCAUCCCCGCCGCCGCCGCCGCCGCUCCCGCCGCCGCCUCUCCGCCGCCGCCGGUGAGCGCCAGAGGAGAGAAGAUGGGCGCCGUCCUGAGGAGCCUCCUGGUCUGCGGCUUGUGCUCCCUGACGAGAGGUUCUCCUCUGUUGCUAUAUGCAAAUCGGCGUGACUUGCGACUGGUAGACGCUGCACAGGUGAAUGAGAAUGCUACAGUUGUGGUGGGUGGCUUGGAGGAUGCAGCUGCUGUGGACUUUGUAUUCAUCCACAGCUUGAUAUAUUGGAGUGAUGUAAGCGAAGAAGCCAUUAAGCGAACAGAAUUCAACCAAUCGGGGAGUGUGCAAAAUGUGGUUAUUUCUGGGCUUUUAUCACCUGAUGGGCUAGCUUGUGAUUGGCUAGGCGAAAAACUAUACUGGACGGAUUCUGAAACAAACCGGAUUGAAGUUUCCAAUUUAGAUGGAUCUUUGCGAAAAGUUUUAUUCUGGCAAGAAUUGGAUCAACCCAGGGCAAUUGCCUUAGAUCCUGCAAGAGGGUUCAUGUACUGGACAGACUGGGGAGAAGCGCCCAAGAUAGAGCGCGCUGGGAUGGAUGGCUCCAGCCGCUCCAUUAUAAUCCACACAGAUAUUUAUUGGCCCAAUGGAUUGACCUUGGAUUAUGAAGAACAGAAGCUCUAUUGGGCAGAUGCUAAACUGAACUUCAUUCACAAAUCAAAUCUGGAUGGAACAAAUAGGCAAGCUGUCAUUAAAGGGUCCCUUCCACACCCUUUUGCUCUGACAUUAUUUGAGGAUACACUGUAUUGGACUGACUGGACCACACGUUCUGUCCUGGCUUGCAACAAAUACACUGGGGAGAACCUGCGUGAAAUACAUUCCAACAUAUUUUCUCCCAUGGAUAUUCAUGUGUUCAACCAACAACGACAGCCCAAUGCUACAAACCCAUGUGGAACCAAUAAUGGUGGUUGCUCCCAUUUGUGUUUGAUGUCUCCCGUCAAGCCCUCUUAUCAGUGUGCAUGUCCCACAGGCGUGAAACUCCUUGAAAAUGAAAAAACCUGCAAAGAUGGUGCCAUGGAGCUGCUUCUAUUAGCCCGGAGAACUGAUUUGAGACGGAUAUCAUUGGACACUCCAGAUUUCACUGAUAUUGUUUUGCAACUGGAAGAUAUUCGACAUGCCAUUGCUAUUGACUAUGAUCCUGUAGAAGGGUACAUCUACUGGACAGAUGAUGAGGUGAGGGCCAUCCGGCGCUCUUUCAUUGAUGGGUCGGCUAGUGAGUUUAUUGUCCAAGCACAAAUUGCACACCCUGAUGGCAUUGCUGUGGACUGGAUUGCCCGUAACCUUUAUUGGACUGAUACCGGCACAGACCGCAUUGAAGUAACAAGGCUUAAUGGAACCAUGAGGAAGAUCUUGAUCUCAGAAGACUUGGAAGAACCUAGAGCUAUAGUUUUGGAUCCCAUGGUUGGCUAUAUGUAUUGGACUGACUGGGGAGAGAAUCCAAAGAUUGAGAGAGCUGCAUUAGAUGGAUCAGACAGAAUUGUGUUGGUGAAUACUUCUCUUGGCUGGCCAAAUGGCUUGGCUCUGGAUUAUGUUGAAAACAAGAUAUACUGGGGAGAUGCCAAAACGGACAAAAUUGAGGUCAUGAACACAGAUGGAACUAGCAGGAGAGUCCUUGUGGAGGAUAAGCUUCCUCAUAUCUUUGGUUUCACUUUGUUGGGGGACUAUAUUUAUUGGACAGACUGGCAAAGGCGAAGCAUUGAGCGAGUUCAUAAGCAGACAGCGGAAAGGGAAAUCAUCAUAGACCAGCUUCCUGACCUCAUGGGUCUGAAGGCUGCAAAUGUCCACCAGAUACUUGGUACAAAUCCUUGUGCAGAGUCGAAUGGGGGUUGUAGCCACCUUUGCCUGUACAGGCCUCAGGGUUUCCGCUGUGCCUGCCCCAUAGGCCUGGAGCUUAUAAGUGACAUGAAGACCUGCAUAGUCCCAGAAGCUUUCCUGCUGUUUUCUCGCAGAGCAGAUAUCAGGCGGAUCUCUCUUGAGACUAACAACAACAACGUUGCCAUCCCACUCACAGGAGUUAAAGAAGCUUCCGCUCUGGAUUUUGAUGUAACUGACAAUCGCAUAUAUUGGACCGACAUCUCAUUAAAGACCAUCAGCAGAGCAUUCAUGAAUGGUAGUGCCUUGGAGCAUGUAGUUGAGUUUGGCUUGGAUUACCCGGAAGGCAUGGCUGUGGAUUGGCUUGGAAAGAACUUGUAUUGGGCCGAUACUGGAACAAAUCGUAUUGAAGUGUCAAAGUUAGAUGGGCAGCAUCGACAGGUUCUAGUGUGGAAGGAUUUGGAUAGUCCUCGGGCAUUAGCACUGGAUCCUGCUGAAGGAUUCAUGUACUGGACAGAAUGGGGUGGAAAGCCCAAAAUUGACAGAGCUGCCAUGGAUGGUAGUGAACGUACAACAUUGGUGCCGAAUGUGGGACGGGCUAAUGGGCUCACAAUUGAUUAUGCUAAAAGAAGAUUGUAUUGGACUGAUUUGGAUACCAACCUAAUUGAGUCUUCAAAUAUGCUAGGUCUUGACCGUGAUGUUAUAGCAGAUGACUUGCCUCAUCCAUUUGGUCUGACUCAGUACCAGGAUUACAUCUAUUGGACAGACUGGAGCCGGCGAAGCAUUGAACGUGCCAACAAGACCAGUGGCCAAAACAGAACUGUCAUCCAAAACCACUUGGAUUACGUGAUGGAUAUCCUAGUAUUCCAUUCAUCCCGUCAAGCGGGCUGGAAUGAAUGUGCUUCCAGUAAUGGGCAUUGUUCCCACCUCUGCUUGGCAGUGCCUGUUGGUGGUUUUGUCUGCGGAUGUCCAGCUCACUAUUCCUUGAAUUCUGACAACAGAACAUGUAGCGCCCCUACCAGUUUUUUGCUGUUCAGUCAGAAGAAUGCAAUAAAUCGCAUGGUGAUAGAUGAGCAGCAGAGUCCAGAUAUUAUCCUUCCAAUCCAUAGCCUCAGGAACAUCCGAGCCAUUGACUAUGACCCUGUAGACAAGCACCUGUACUGGAUUGACUCUCGGCAAAACAUUAUCAGGAGGUCACAUGAGGAUGGCAGCCAGAGCUUUACAGUUGUGAUGAGUCCAGUUCCAAAUCAGAACCUAGACAUACAACCCUAUGAUCUGAGUAUUGACAUCUACAGUCGUUAUGUUUAUUGGACUUGUGAAGCCACAAAUGUAAUCAAUGUUACACGCCUGGAUGGAAGGCUGAUGGGGGUGGUUCUGAAAGGAGACCAGGAUAAGCCCAGGGCCAUUGUUGUAAACCCAGAAAAAGGGUACAUGUAUUUCACCAAUCACCAGGAGAGGUCUCCUCCUAAAAUAGAAAGGGCUGCAUUAGAUGGAACUGAACGUGAGGUCUUGUUUUCCAGUGGACUGAGCAGGCCUGUAGCCUUGGCAAUUGACAACCAGUUGGGGAAGCUCUUUUGGGCAGAUUUUGACCUCCGGAAAAUUGAGAGCAGUGACCUUUCAGGAGCCAAUCGGAUAGUCUUAGAAGAUACCAACAUACUACAACCAGUAGGGCUGACUGUGUUUGAAAACUGGCUGUACUGGAUUGACAGACAUCAACAGAUGAUUGAAAAGAUCGACACAACACUUCGAGAGGGACGUAUGAAAGUUCAGGCUCGUAUUACCCAGCUCAGCGAUAUUCAUGCUGUUAAGGAACUCAACAUGCAGGAGUACAGACAGCACCCCUGUUCCCAAGAUAAUGGUGGUUGCUCACACAUUUGUAUUGUUAAAGGUGAUGGAACGACACGUUGUUCCUGCCCUGUGCACCUUGUCUUGCUCCAGGACGAACUUUCUUGUGGAGAACCACCAACAUGCUCUCCUCAGCACUUCACAUGUUUCACAGGGGAGAUUGACUGUAUUCCUGCGGCUUGGCGCUGUGAUGGGUUCACUGAAUGUGAAGAUGCCAGUGAUGAAAAGAACUGCCCUAUGUGCUCAGAGUCCCAGUUCCAGUGUGAGAGUGGCCAGUGCAUUGACAGUAUCCUUCAGUGCAAUGGAGAAGCAAAUUGUCAGGAUAGCUCAGAUGAAAAGAAAUGUGAAGUGCUUUGUUUAACAGAUCAGUUCCGAUGUGCCAGUGGGCAGUGCAUUGGGAAAAACAAGAAAUGUGACCACAACUUUGACUGCAGUGAUAGCUCUGAUGAACAGGGAUGCUACACCACAGAGGAACCAGCCCCGCAAGCCACCAAUACGAUAGGUUCUAUCAUUGGUGUGAUUCUCACAGUUUUUUUGGUUGGUGCUAUGUACUUUGUUUGCCAGAGGGUAUUGUGUCAGCGCAUGAAAGGGGAUGGAGAAACAAUGAGCAAUGACUAUGUCACACAUGGACCAGCUUCUGUACCUCUGGGCUAUGUGCCUCACCCAAGCUCUCUCUCUGGAUCUCUUCCUGGAAUGUCCCGUGGCAAAUCUGUGAUCAGCUCACUCAGUAUUAUGGGUGGAAGUAGUGGGCCGCCAUAUGAUAGGGCCCAUGUUACUGGGGCAUCAUCCAGCAGUUCUUCAAGCACCAAGGGCACUUACUUCCCUCCAAUUUUGAAUCCUCCUCCAUCACCAGCUACUGAGCGUUCACAUUACACUAUGGAAUUUGGUUAUUCUUCAAAUAGUCCUUCUACCCAUCGAUCAUACAGUUACAGGCCAUACAGCUACCGACAUUUUGCCCCUCCCACUACGCCAUGCAGCACGGAUGUUUGUGACAGUGACUACGCCCCCAGCCGUAGAGUGAUGGCAACUGUGGGAAAGGGUUACACCAGUGAUUUGAACUAUGAUUCUGAGCCGGUACCCCCACCACCCACCCCACGCAGCCAGUACUUAUCGGCAGAGGAGAACUAUGAGAGCUGCCCACCAUCUCCAUACACAGAGCGGAGUUACUCUCAUCACCUCUAUCCACCCCCCCCUUCUCCUUGCACAGACUCCUCAUGAGAGACUCCCUCCCUCCUUUGACUGCCUCCAACCCACCAGUGUAAAUACUAAUUGUCCUUAUCAAGAGGGGGAGGACAUGAGGGAGGCUAUAGUGUGUACAGCUGAAAAUUAUUAAAUGAGGGUGGGGGUUAUAUUGCAUAUAUCUUGUACAGAAAGGGGGGUGGGGAGAGAGAGAAGGUUAUUUAUAUAUUUUCCUAAAACAGUUUGCUGCUUUGUGCCAUAAGAAAAUUUUAAAAUUUGUAUACGAAGUUUGUCGUUUAUUUUUCCAAAUGUAACACAAGAAGAUGCCUUAAAAUUUGUGAAGUGACUGAGCACAUAGGGAAAUAGAAGGAUCCAGGUUGUGUUGCUGUUCAAUGAGCCAAACACCAAAAAAGGAAAAGAAGAGAGCUUUUGACAAGGAAUAGAACUAAGGGAACUGAUCAUAAAGCAGCAUAUAUAAACGUCUUCAAAGAGCUGAAUAACCUCUGGCAUUUGCUCUGAUGGACCAGCAAUUCAAAUUAAACAUAAACUGGACAGAUAACUGUACACAAAGGGCUUUAUUCUCAGAAGUGAAAUCAUGGAUGCUUAUAUGCUUUUGAAAAUUGCACCUUUUUGUUUAAUUCACAUUUUCUGAAGUAGCCAAGUUGCAUCAUUUCUACGUUUGUCCCUUUCUAGGUGUUCUGUCAUUUUAUUGGCUGUGGUUAUGCUUUAAGUCUCUCUGUGUGUGUUCUAAAAAGAACAAUAUAGGUGUUCAUUAGAUUGUGGCUGUUUAUUGGGCACCACAAUAACCUUCUGACAGGAGAAUAAGGAGUGGGCCUCGAGCUUGCUUGCUUCUUCCCUUAGGUCUCCCUGUUCCAUUUUGCAGGGCCAGGAAGGUCUCUUUGUUAGCGUCUGUCUGCUGUAAGAGAAUCAAGAGAAGGAGUGCACAAACUUGAGGACUGUUCCUAGUUUCACCACCAUGUUAAAUCUUUGGAGCUGAGUAGUGAAUGAAUGGGCCUUUUGUGAAUAUGUAAGUGUGUAUGGAUGCAUGUGUGAGAGAGGGGUCUUCCCCCUCCCUCUUUUCUUUCCUGGCAAGUACAAUAAGAUUACCAGGUCAGAGCUAUUCCCAUCAUAAAGACAAGUGUAAUUAUACCUGAAUACCUUUUCCUGCCAGCUCUUUAAAAUGUUUCAGUGCCCAGAAAAGUAGUUGUUGUAUUAAAAAAAAUAUGACAACACCAUCAUCAUCUAGAUGUCAUAUUUAUAAACUAUAAAAUUUUAUUUUCGGUUCUUAGUUUAAUGUAAAUGAAAUGUAAUAUUCUUGCAGUACUUUCAGUGUCUAGUGAAUACCGCAGUAUACAAUACUUACAUAUAUAUUUUUAAAUACUAUUUUGUCUUUUAUUAGGAAACAUUAAGCUUUUUACAUUCAGGAUGCACUCUGGUUGUUUGAAACACUUCUUCCUGUUGAAGUUAAGUAACCCAGUCUUUGCAGUGUGAUUUCCACUUCCUCUUCUAUGGCAGAAAUUCAGUUCUUAAGCAUAAACUGCUGUGAAUAACAGGUUUUUUUUAACCAUUAUUCGUUGCCAGGGUAUUUUGUUAUCUACAGGUGAAACUCGAAAAAUUAGAAUAUCGUUGAAAAGUUCAUUUAUUUCAGUAAUUCAACUUAAAAGGUGAAACCAAUAUAGGCAAUAGACAUGACAUGCAAAGCGAGAAGAAAUACAGCUGAAGAAAACCCCAAAUUCACAAUCUCAGAACAUUAGAAUAUUAAAUGAAAUCAAUAAAACAAGGAUUGCAAAUAGAACAAUAUUGGACCUCUGAAAAGUAGAAGCAUGCAUAUGUACUCAGUACUUGGUUUGGGACCCAUUUGCAGCAAUUACUGCCUCAAUGCGGCGUGGCACAGAUGCUAUCAGCCUGUGGCACUGCUGAGGUGUUAGGGAAGACCAGGAUGCUUCAAUAGCGGCCUUCAGCUCUUCUGCUUUGCUCGGUCUCAUGUCUCUCACCUUUCUCUUGGCAAUGCCCCAUAGAUUCUCUUUGGGGUUCAGGUCAGGCGAGUUCGCUGGCCAAUCAAGCACAGUAAUCCCAUGGGCAUUGAACCAGGUUUUGGUACUUUUGGCAGUGUGGGCAGGUGCCAAGUCCUGCUGGAAAAUGAGGUCAGCAUCCCCAUAAAGCAGAAGGGAUGCAUGAAGUGUUCCAAAAUCUCCUGGUAGACGGCUGCGUUGACCCUGGACUUAAUGAAGUGCAGUGGACCAACACCAGCAGAUGACAUGGCUCUGCAAAUCAACACAGACUGUGGGAACUUUGCACUGGACUUCAAGCACCUGGCAUUGUGUGCCUCUCCAUUCUUCCUCCAGACUCUGGGUCCUUGGUUUCCAAAUGAGAUGCAAAAGUUGCUCUCAUCACAAAAGAGGACUUGGGACCACAGAGCAACAAACCAGUUCUUAUUUUCUUUAGCCUAGGUAAGACCCUUCUGAUGUUGUUUCUUGUUCAGAAGCGGCUUGACAAAAGAAAGACGACCUUUGAAGCCCAUCUCCAGGAUCCGUCUGUGUGGGGUGGCUCUUGAUGCCCUAACUCCAGCCUCGGUCCACUCCUUGUGAAAGUCCCCAACACGUUUGACUGGUCUUUUCCUGACAAUCCUCUGCAGGCUGCGGUCAUCCCUGCUGCUUGUGCACCUUUUUCUUCCACACUUUUCCCUUCCACAUAACUUUCCAUUAAUGGUCUUUAAUACAGCACUUUGGGAACAUCCAACUUCUUUUGCAAUUACCUUUUGAGGCUUUCCCUCCAUAUGGAGGUCUCAAUGAUGGCUUUCUGCACAACUGUCAGGUCAGCAGCCUUUCCCAUGAUUGUGAUUCGUACUGAAGCAGACUGAGAGACCAUUUAAAUGCUCAGGAAUCUUUUGCAGGGGUUAUGGAUUGAGUAGCUAAACACUAUUCUAAUUUUCUGAGAUUGUGAAUUUGGGGUUUUCUUCAGCUGCACGCCAUAAUAAUCACAAUUACAACAAGUAAAGGCUUGACAUAUCUCGCUUUGCAUGCUAUAUCUCGCUUUUCUACUACAUCUCGCUUUUUUCAUAUCUCUCUUUUCUACUAUAUUGGUUUCACCUUUUAAGUUGCAUUACAGAAAUAAAUGAACUUUUCAACGAUAUUCUAAUUUUUUGAGUUUCACCUGUAUCUAGUUAGUUUCAUUUUCUCUACAACCCUUCCCUGAUUUGUGCCAGGGCUUCGUUUUAUGAUAGCUUUACGUGCUGGCAAGAAAUCAACAUGUGAAAAAAAGCUUUUUUGAAGUUCAGACUUUGGAACUUGGACAACUAUCACAAAGAGGAGAUCCUUUCUGCUAGAAUAAAAAUAAUAGUAUUGUUACACUGAUUGUAAAUAGAUGUCAGGAAAUCCCAUUAUUUUCACUAAGAGCUGCUUCAUACGUUUUGUGGAAAUCAUAUUAGCCAUGAUUGCACCUGCAUUAUCACAUUGAAUGCUGAACUAAAUGAGAAAAACACAAAAUUGAGAUCUGUGUUUUCAAAAACUUGGGGAUACAGAAUAGACAUGUCCUGGAAAGUUGCAAUGUAUUUAGAAAUAAAUCACAAUUUCAUGCUUUGUGUCAUGUAGGAAAUUCUAGUAUAAUAUCAGCGUAGGCAUAGCAGCCACAACUGCUUUAUAAAAGAAGCCCUUUUACGUCUGAAAGUUUUCAGGCUCCAAACAUGACCUGCCUUUGAAUCUGUAACUUUCAUGGAUUUUUUCUUUUUUGCUAACUUGUGCACUGUUACAUUUCAUUUCUCAGAAGCUCACUUUUAUUUCAACUCCAUGAGCAUUCUUGGUAUUUAGAAAUCUAAUGGAUGUACACUAUGUGCCUGAAGAAGUUUUAAAGGAAAUCUGUUUGUAUUCUAGACCUAAGUGCAUUGACAUGGAAGUAAACUUAAAUGAGUUAAAUGAAAUUUGCUUCCAAAGUUAUGCUUGUCAGGAUUGCAGGUCAAAUUUGGGAAGUAGGCUUUGGUUUCAAAGGCUAGCUUGUACAUUUCUACACACACACACAGUGCUGAAUUACAGGAGCUUCAUUUUACAAACUUGGAAGUUAUCUAGCUGUCUAUUUUGAAUUUUUGAACAGAAAAUAUUUACCUGGGAUCACCUGGAAGUUGCAGAAUAAGGAAACUUCAUGCAGUACCUAAUCUGUGAAGAAUAUUUGAGGUUGAACAGAGGCUGUACUGCUGAUGGGAAGUGAUCAUUCAGUGUUUACAUCUUUAAGUGUACACCAUUCUGACUGAGAAUUAGCCCAUAUAAAAUUGCACUGGGAAAUUCAGAAUAUUGCAUUGCUUUAUCUCAAUCCAAAUGUUUGUACUGCGUUGGCAACAAUCUUCUUGCAAAGUGUGUAUUUGUGCCAAUUUCUUUUACAAGGUGUUUGAGCUUAUGUUGUGCUGUAGUAUCUUCUUUCAGUGAUGGAGCCAAGAUUUCUUGCCUCCUGUGGAAAUUCAUUUAGAUGACAGAUAACUGUCAAUUUUUUGUGGUGCACACAGGACAAACCCUGGAAAGAAAGCCACUAACUUAGAGCAAAUGCUAUCUUGAUUCAAGCCAAGGAUAAGCUGUUUAGCAUCUCUGUAGAUUAACAGUUGCAUACUAAAAUAAUCAAUCUAAGGGUUGAAUUUACAUUUGAAGAUGAACAAGAGCACUAAGAAUAGAAUUUUUGUUCUUGUUUGUAAAAUUGAAAGUGCAAUAAUAAAAUAAAAAUAGAAUAGAAUAGAAUGAAACCAUUCUGGGUACCUAGCUUGUCGGCUUGACUUGCAACAUUUCCUCCACCUCUGUGCAGUGUAGUGUCAUGGCUUGACUUUUCCUGUAACUUGCUCUGUUCUUCAUUACCCAUGUUUUGCCUAUAGCAACAGAAGGACUUUCCACCACCAAGAAUCAGGGAGAAGGCUUGGCUAGAAAGAAAUACAGGGUGGAGGCAUCCAAAGUCACAGGAGAAAAUUACAUUUAUUUGUAGGUGCUCUCCUAGUUUCUUCAGCCUAAUGUGUUUUGAGUUUAACUCUCUACCAGAUGUAAGUAGUGAGUCACUUUUUGUUCCCUGAACCAAGGAGCUGCUUUCACUUAGGAGGCCAUUUACACCCAACAGAAAACUUUCUCCUGGGUUCUGUUUUCCAGUUUUUCCAUAGUUUUCAUUAGCUGUAUCCUUCCCCAUACCAUCCCCACAAUUUUAUGAAAGAUUGUGUGAACAGGCUUCUUGUGCAUAUGUAAAGGGCAGCCAGGUCACAGGUUAUGGAGUUUGGUACCACAAGAAGUGAUGGCCACCAACUCAGACUGCUUUCGAGGGGAAUUGGACAAACCCAGGGAGGCUGCCAGUGGCUAGAUUAUUAUGCAAGUCCUAAUGGUUAUAUGCUUACUGCAGGAAUGCAGGCCCCAUGCCCUUCAUGUCCUACAUGUGGGCCUCCCAGAGGCAUCUGGUUAGCCACUGUGAGAAACAGGAUUGGUCUGAUCCAGCAGGUUCUUCUCUUAUGAUGCAUGUGCAUCCAUUCACACUGCCACCAUGCGAAGACAACCUCAGCCAGGCAUAGACCAUAGCGUUCCAUAUAAUCAAUAUUAUUUGUGUUUCAGUUACCAAGUGUUUUUAACAAGUGUUUUUAAAAUAAAUACCUGUCAGACAUUUGCUGAAGGUAUUUCUAAACUUCCUGAUUGUAGCCUUUUCCAACUCGUACUUUGGCAAGAUAAAGUCAGAAAGUCAAGGUAAUCUUUCUCUAGUAAAGACUUUGUGAAAUAUUUAUCAGAAAAGCAACCAUGAUGAGCAUUUGUAUGCUUGAUAGGAACGGGCAACUUCCAUUUUAUGAUAUAGUAUCAUUUCGCUUCCGUUGCUAAAACAGUGCUCUACAUUAAAUUAUUUUACAGCCACAGAAAAAUAUUUUUAUUUAUUUAACUAGGUUCCCAGUAAAUGAGUUCUGCAGAAAGCUAUUUAAAAAUAGUUUCUAGAUGCAGUAAACAAAGUACAAAGUUUUUAUGAAUGAGACUACUUUUAAAGUCUCUGGGUUUGUUUGUUUUUACUAAAGUUAGACUGGGGGAUGCAUGAUGACAAUCAGUCAUGAAUGCUACGUAGUUUUUAUUUAAGAGAUUUAGAAUAAGUCUUUCUUAAAAAAAAAAUGGCCAAAUGGGAAGUUGAAUGAUCCAAACCGUAGGUCACAAUUACAAAACAGAAUGCAUGCAAAACUAUACAACAUGCAUCCCACUACUAAUGGGACGUUUAAGUAAAUGUGCAUAGAAACUGUAGAUGCAUUUUUUUAUUUCCAUUGAUUUCAGGGGGACAGAAAUAUGUAUGUUUCAGUCUUUCCCAUUGCAAUCAAUGGGACUGAAAAGAGUGGGCUUUUCAGCACACAGAUAAGCUACCAUUCUGUUACAUGCUACAGGUUGAAAUCUGUUAGUUGUUAAUUGGUGGAAAGCACCUGUUAACAGGAAUGACUUGAGUUUGGUAAAACUGUACUUGUGAUGUUUGCAGGUAAAGUGAUAACUCCAAAAUCUGUGUGCAAGCACAGGCACUCUGGACUUUAUUUGCCUCUGUCCAUUUCUGGCAGUUUUCAUUAAGGAGGGCAAUUUUUGUCUUGAAUAUGGAUGUCUGGCAUCCAUUUUAAACUUCAAAAUGGAAAAUAAAAGAUUUGGGGGGGGGCGGGGUGGAGGAGAGUUCACUGUUGCAGUAGAAGCAUUGGGUGCCAAAAAGAGGUUAAAAGGAUGCUGGCCUAAAACAACAAGGCAGGGGAAUCUUCCAGUCAAAUCUACCAUUGCCUUUAGUCAAACUGGGGAAAGGAUGGAGUCGUCAUAUUUUCACAUAUGAAGAUACCAGCCAUCAUAAGCUGAAUAAGCCUUGUUUGCAAAGUGAAGGAUCUGGUGCUGCUUUUAAUAUUUUAAAUGCUCACAUCUUGUAAUUUUUAUCUUUCUUUCACUGUCUUUAAAAUCCAAUUAGUGUGGUCAUAGACUUAUGUAUGAUGAUGCUUUGCAAGGAUGUAUUUGUUAUAAUGACCAACAUUUGGUCAACCCUACUCACUCAUUCACUAACACUUCUUUUUGAACUGUAAAAUAAAAGUGCUUUACUUGCAAACUGUAUAUAACCCUUGUACAAAGUUCCCCAUCCCCCCUUUUCAAUUAUUACUAUACAUGAAGUUGUAACAAAUAAAAUGUUGAUUUUUUUUAUAAUAAAAUUGAAUGGAAUAUAAAUUUAUUAUAUUGACAGGACAAAGGAAACUUACAUAUGGCUAAUUAAACGAUCUAUGCCUUUUACACUGUG